GCCGGCGUCCAUUUUAUCUUGUUGUUAGUGUUAGGUGCGUGUAAUAAUUAUUUUUAAAAUUUUAAUUAUCACUUAGUACUGUCACUAAGUAUCAUUUUAUUAAAUAAACAAAUAAAUCGUAAGCUAUAUCUACAUUCAUUAUUAUUAUCAAUUAUUAUUGAGUAAUGGAAAGCGGACCUCCUGCACGUGGUGGAUUUAGAGGACGUGGUGGACCAAUGCGUGGUCGUGGUGGUUUUGGAGAUCGUGGACGAGGUGGCCCACCGCGAGGUGGAAUGAUGCGCGGACGUGGUGGUGCCCCAGGUCCGAUGCGAGGUGGACCCCCGGGUAUGCGAGGCCGUGGGGGACCUCCAGGACGAGGUGGACGUGGUGGUCACUAUCCUCCAGGCGGGCCACCGGACGCAAGUAUAGCAGGCGGACCAGGUGGAGCUCCGCCACCCCCUCCGGGAGUCGGCGGGCCAACACGAGGAAGCGGUCGUGGAGCACCUGGUGGAUUCCGUGGUCGAGGUCGAGGUGAUUUUGGCCGUGGCGACAGUCGUGGUGGAGGUUUCCGUGGCCGUGGUGGAGAUCGUCGUGGUCGUGGCUCAGGAAUGUUCAAUCGUGACGGACCACCAAGAGGCCGUGGAUCAAAUGGCGCCGGUUUCAGUGAUCGUGGACGUGGAAUGGACCGUGGUCGUGGUGCUCCAGUUAAACGAGGCGGAGUUCCAGGUGCUGGUGGACCACCAAAACGACCACGUUAUGAUGUCGCAGCUGCACAGCCAGCCAAUGGCUACGCUUCCCAACCCCCAAGUCAAGGGUACGGGCCAGGUAAUGGGUAUGGACAACCCGCACCAGCACCCGUUGGUAGUUACGGAGCUACUACUGGUACCUAUGGACCUCCUCAGAGUGGUUACCAACAAUCUUACCAAGGCUAUGAGAGCUACCAAGCGCCCGCAGACUACACACAAUCCACGACGUUCUAUCAACAGGGAUAUCCAGCACAAGUACCACCAGACAAUAGAUAUGGUGGUAUACCCCAAGCACCUGCAGCAAGUUUUAAUUCUGGAGACCCAUAUGGUUAUGGAAAAGUUCCACCUCAAGUUAAUUACCAACAGGAGGCAGUUGCUCCUGCUGUGGGUGGUGGUGAUGGUGGUGAUGGUGUUGGAAAUUAUCCUCCUGCUAAUCCUUACGACGAUCAAUCCUGUAAUAACAGCGGCAUGACGGUCAGGGGUGAUUAUUCAACACACGAGUAUGACUAUACAAGUCAAGACGGUGGCUAUGGGAAACAAGAUUAUGGUGAGUACCAAUCUGUUGACAGGCAUUUCUAUUAAAUAAAAAAAAAACAAAUGACGAAAAAAAUAACAAGUUAAUAAUUAAGAUAAAUAAAAUUAAGAAGAACAAUAAAAAAUAAAUUAUGGAAAUAAAUGAAAAAAAAUAUUUGAAAUUUUAUUAAGGACACUAGUAACAAUGCUAUGGUAAAUUUAAAUAAAUACAUGUGUAAUUUUAUUUAAAUAAUUAUAAGAAUAAAAAAAAAUUAUAACAACAAUUUAGGUAAUUUACUCUAGGAUAUAUUUAGGAUUUACAAGGUUUUGUUUAGGAUUAAUUAAAAUAUCACGAUAAUUAUCGGCUAUUUGAUAAUAUAAUAUUAAUUAUUACGUAGUAAUGUAGAUUUAAAAAAAUAUAAAUAAAUAAUUGAUUUAUGUGAGAAUUAUUUAUAUAAGUUUUAAAUAUCAAUGACCGGAGGAGCUAAAUUGUGCUGGAGAUGCUGGUUUAUUAAAUCCCAGUUUCCGCAGAUUUAAUUCGACAUUUUAUUUUUAAAUUAUCAAAUUUUUUUUCCUCGAUUUUAUUUAAUUGCGAUUAUUUUAUCGACAAUAAAAAUAAUCAUUUUUUUUUAACUUUUUAGUAACGAAUCAUAAAAAUUUAAAAAUUUAUUUAUAAAAUAUUUUUAAAUCAUUUUUGUAGAAAAUUUACUGGAUUGCGUAAAAUAAUUGAAACUUAUUUCAAUUAAUUUUUAUUUAUAUGUCGAAUGAUAGAGAUUUUUUUUUAGUCACGUGCUUUCACAGAAAUUUUUUUUCACCAUAAAAAAAAUUAAAUAGCACAAAAAAAAUUUUUUGAAAAUACUCUAGCAGAUCCAAUUAAAUUUUAAAUCUAUAAUUCCGGUAAAUUUUGAAUUAAGAUUUUUUGAAUAAUUGCUGGUUGCAAAUGAAAAUUUUUAGAUUUUUUAAUUAUACCAGAUUUGAGUUUAAAUAAUUUGUUAUAACGAAUUUUACUUUGGAGAAAAUUUUGAAGAAAAGAAAAUUUGAAUCGAAUGGUAUCUGAUUAAAUAACAGAUUACUUUUUAAAAAUUUACCCACUAAAAUAAGGGAUCGUUGAAUUCGCUAGGGAUCAAAUCAAUUUCAAAUUUAAACAAAAAAAAAAAUGAUAACUUAUCAAAUUUGAAUUUCAAAUAAGACAAUUUUCUUAUUAAUGAUUUUUGAAAUUAAAAAAUCACAAAAAAUUUAAAUAUUUAUAAAUUAUUAAAAACUUUUUUAUUUAAUUUAACGUCUCCACAUUUAUCGUUAAUAAUCACGAUAAUAAUUAUUAGGACUAACGAAUUAAGCGCGUGAAAAAAAAUAGAAUGUAAUUAUUAAAAUAAAUAAUUAAAUAAAAUAUGUGAAUAAUGAGAAUAACAAAUAUGGAUAAAGAUUAAAAGAAAAUAUGAAACAUGAGAGCUCUUUUAUUUAAUAAUUUUAAUAAAAUAUCCAAUAACUAUUUCCU
Microplitis mediator is the source of this 2733-nucleotide messenger RNA. RefSeq names its product collagen alpha-1(I) chain-like. NCBI's taxonomy places the organism in Eukaryota, Metazoa, Arthropoda, Insecta, Hymenoptera, Braconidae. The transcript is spliced from 7 exons. The record is from RefSeq and is a predicted model, not a curated record. Bases 165 to 1307 code for a protein of 380 amino acids.